AUGAUCCCUCCGGACUCGGACGAUUCACCAUUGAGGACCCCUGGUACUAGCUUUCCUUUAGGCCAGGAGGAUUCUACAGCUCUUCUAGACGAUUUUGAUACUCAAAGCCAUGCAAGCUCCCGCGACCUCGGUAGCACACAAACCGCUGACCCCGCGAGGGGUCCCGACAACGGUGCGCUAGACGGCCACCAUGAUGCCACUACCCGUGAUGAUGCGGGCGGGGGCCCCAACUCCGCUACCGCCGACAUGGACGACAAGCCCUCGUGGAGCGAAAUGAAAACUAAAGCUGGAAAGGAGCGGAAGCGACUACCGCUGGCCUGUAUCGCAUGUCGCCGCAAGAAGAUCCGCUGUUCAGGCGAAAAGCCUGCGUGCAAGCACUGCACGCGCUCACGCAUUCCCUGCGUAUAUAAAGUUACCACUCGAAAAGCUGCACCACGGACGGAUUAUAUGGCUAUGCUGGAUAAGCGACUCAAACGAAUGGAAGAUCGCGUGAUCAAAACGAUUCCCAAGGACGAAAAGAGGGAUAUGGCGUCUAUCGGCAGAUCGGUUGUCAAGCCCUCUACACAGGGUCAACCUUCCAAACAGAAAAAACGGAGCGCAGAUGAGGCAUUCGCUGCAGAAUUGGAAGAGUGGACUCAUGGAGAUCGGCGCCCACCACAUGAGACAUUCCCUAUGAAUCGCGAAAUCAAGUCCACAGAUGGAUCGGGACUUCUCACCGAGGGUGCAGAGUUCCUACCUUCACUGGAAAUACAGGAACAUUUAGCGGAGGUCUUCUUCGACUGUGUCUAUGGCCAGUCAUAUCUCCUUUUGCACAAGCCUAGCUUCAUGCGGAGGCUCAAAGCUGGUACAGUUCCCCCGGUACUGAUUCUGGCAGUUUGUGCGGUUUCAGCUCGAUUUUCAACACAUCCCCAACUCAAUUCGGAGCCUCCUUUUCUGCGCGGUGAGAACUGGGCCAAUCCAGCUGCGGCUAUUGCGCUCAGUCGACAUGACGAACCAAAUAUCACGAUUUUGACAGUAUUCCUCUUGUUGGGACUACAUGAGUUUGGAACCUGCCAUGGUGGACGAAGUUGGUCCUUUGGAGGACAGGCAUUAAGGAUGGCAUACGCCUUGCAGCUGCAUCAAGAGCUCGAACGUGAUCCAUUACUCGGUCAGGGCAACAGCAAUUCGCAGUUGAGCUUUACAGAUCGAGAAAUCCGACGACGUACCAUGUGGGCAUGUUUUUUGAUGGAUCGAUACAACUCUUCCGGCAGUCAACGUCCGCCUAUUGGGAACGAGAAGUUUCUACACAUUCAACUGCCCAUCAAGGAAACCCACUUCCAAAUGGAGAUACCAGGUCCUACGGAAGAUUUAGACGGAGAUAUAUUGAAUCCCACACCUGAUGACUCUGGGCAACUGUCCAAUGCUAGAGAUAAUAUGGGAGUCUCUGCAUAUAUCAUUCGUGCCAUAGUCAUCUGGGGUCGUCUUGUUGAUUAUCUAAAUCUUGGUGGGAAGAGAAAAGACACCCAUCCACUGUGGCAUCCAGAGUCUGGUUACACACGGCUGAAACGACAAAUUGAGGAGUUCUCGGCUUCACUGCCCGCUUCCCUUACUUUUACAUACGAGAAUCUCCAGAUUCAUGCUGCCGAGAAGAUUGCAAAUCAGUUUCUGUUUCUGCAUAUCAUCAUACAUCAGAACAUGUUGUUCCUGAACCAGUUCGCCAUCCCUUUGUCGCCAGGAGGACGGCCACCCAGAGAUAUGCCCAAGCCCUUCUUAAGCAAUGCUGGUCGAGCUGCUGUUGAGGCUGCCCAUCACAUCUCCGUGCUUUUCGAUCGAGCAUCCGCCUAUCCACUCACUGUUCCCUUUGCUGGCUAUUGUGCAUAUACAGCCAGUACCGUCCACAUUUGGGGUAUAUUUUCGAAGAAUGUUCAGCUCGAGGCUCGCUCAAAGGAGAAUCUUCGCCACACUUACCGUUAUCUUAAUAAGAUGAAGAAGUAUUGGGGAAUGUUUCACUAUAUGGUCGAGAGUGCCAAGGAUCGGUACCGACAAUUUGCGGAUGUCGCUAUCAAAGGAUCUGUGGCAACGCAGAAUGGCAACUCACUUGCGCCGAUGUUCCAAUAUGGCGACUGGUUUGCCAAAUACCCCCACGGUGUUUCAAGGUUGCACUGGGAAGAUCCGGAUACCCGACACAAGGAGACAGGCGAGGAUGCCGUGAUGGGCCAGAAGCCGGAUCUUCAAAGCGUCGAAGAUUUCUUCGCCAGCCUUUCACCAACGCCCCAGCCAGUUCUCCCUCGCAAAAUGCGCUCACGCAAGAAUAGUAAGCUGUCAGACAGCACCUCCAGUGUGGAUCAAACGUCUCCUUCACAGUCAAUGGAAGUCACCAUGGGUAAUACACCAGGUAUUCCCGGAAGUGCAUUCCCUCAACCAUCCAUGUACUCACAAAAUCGGGGCAUGUCCUUCGGCCAAUUCGACUUCAAUAUUGCACCAGAUCAGCUACCCCAACUUGACCGGCAAUUUGUAUAUGGCUCAUUUUCCGAAUUUGACCCCACCAACUUCAUGCCUCCGAACAACCCAUCCAUCCCUCAACCGGUGAACGGAGUUGAAGCCCCGAAUGCAGACCAGUCCCUCUUCACAGGUCAGCUUGAUCCAGGCGCUCCCUCUGGGACCGGUGAAUUCUAUCAGCCCAGUGCGUGGUUCCUACCGUUCAAUCUAGACCCUCUCGGUGGUAGCAUGGGCGGCCCACCUACCGGGAGCGCACAACCUCCGGGUCCUCCUCCAGGCGCCGUUUCAGGUGGCGCUCCUGGCAAUGGGUCCGCGCCUGUUGCCGAUAUGUCUGCUUUUGGCGGAACUGGAAGUCUUCCCUUAAGUGCCUACGAUCUAGGUCUAGGUGGACCAGAUAUGGGUCAAGACUCACGUCAUGUGUAG
Penicillium malachiteum is the source of this 2901-nucleotide messenger RNA. RefSeq names its product putative C6 transcription factor. NCBI's taxonomy places the organism in Eukaryota, Fungi, Ascomycota, Eurotiomycetes, Eurotiales, Aspergillaceae. The record is from RefSeq and is a predicted model, not a curated record. Gene Ontology annotation, biological process: regulation of DNA-templated transcription; DNA-templated transcription. The transcript has a single exon. The coding region runs from base 1 to 2901 and encodes 966 amino acids. Gene Ontology annotation, molecular function: DNA-binding transcription factor activity, RNA polymerase II-specific; zinc ion binding; DNA binding. Gene Ontology annotation, cellular component: nucleus.